AUUUGAGAAAAUCUGGAAAAUAACAUAAUAAAAUUAAAUUGAAAAUUUGACCUAGCGCCAUAGUGUAGAUUUUAUUUUUCGUUUUUGUCAGCAUAGAAGUAAAAGUGCGACUGUGCCGCAGCUGCCGCGCUGCGUCCCCUUGGUGUGUGUACGUUGAUCGAGUCGCCAUGUUGGACCACGGCCGAAACGCCCUUUGACACGAAGUCGCAUUCCGUAUUCGUUUCGGCGCUUUAAGACUACUUGAGUCCUAUUAAAUACAAGCAAAAUGGGUGAGGAUCGCGACAAGGAGAAGUCUGAAAAAGAUCGCGAAGAUAAGAAAGAUCGAAAUGAUAAGGAUAAAGAGCGUGAUCGGGAUAAGGACAGAGAUAGAAAGAAACGGAGCAGAUCCAGAUCACGUGACCGACGCAAGCGCAGAACAAGAUCACGAUCCAGAGGCCGUUCAAGAUCACGAUCUCGCUCCCGGGAGAGUAGGAGAAAAAAUCGCAGAAAGAAGCCUUCACUAUACUGGGACAAACCUCCACCGGGCUUUGAACACAUAACACCAAUUCAGUACAAAGCCAUGCAAGCUGCUGGACAGAUUCCUUCAAAUGUCACUGUGCCGUUGAUUGCCCCCCCUACUGGACAGAUGUCAGCAGCAGUACCAACAGCAGUACCCUCUUUGCCAGAAGUAGCACAGGUUGCACCAGUUCCUGUUGUAGGGUCAACUAUAACAAGACAGGCUAGACGUCUUUAUGUGGGUAACAUACCGUUUGGUGUGACUGAAGAGGAAAUGAUGGAAUUUUUCAACCAACAGAUGCAUUUAGCUGGUCUUGCACAAGCUGCUGGAAACCCUGUUUUGGCUUGCCAGGUGAAUCUGGACAAGAAUUUUGCUUUCUUAGAGUUUCGUUCUAUUGAUGAAACAACUCAAGCCAUAGCAUUCGAUGGUAUAAAUUUCAAAGGUCAGUCUCUCAAAAUUCGACGACCACACGAUUAUCAGCCAAUGCCCGGCAUGUCUGAGCAUCCCACAUUAACCAUGCCAGGUACGACAUCUCAGAUCCCAGUCAUUGCAGGUGUGGUGUCAACAGUAGUGCCUGAUUCUCCUCACAAGAUCUUUAUUGGAGGCCUUCCAAAUUAUCUCAACGAAGACCAGGUGAAGGAGCUGCUGAUGUCCUUUGGUCAACUACGAGCAUUUAAUUUAGUGAAAGACUCUGCAACUGGAUUGUCCAAGGGCUAUGCCUUUUGUGAAUAUGUUGAUGUCAGUCUUACAGAUCAGGCCAUUCAUGGCUUGAAUGGAAUGCAGCUAGGUGAUAAAAAACUGGUUGUACAACGAGCUAGUGUAGGUGCUAAGAAUGCAAAUGCCAUGGCACAAGCUCCUGUGCAGAUUCAAGUACCAGGUUUACAACUUCAGAGUGGUACAGGUCCUGCUACUGAGGUGUUAUGCCUUAUGAACAUGGUACUACCAGAAGAACUUAAAGAUGAUGAAGAGUAUGAAGACAUUCAGGAGGAUAUCCGGGAAGAGUGUAGUCGGUAUGGCAUUGUUCGUUCUGUCGAGAUUCCUCGGCCUGUAGAGGGGGUUGAGGUCCCUGGUGUGGGAAAGGUCUUUGUUGAAUUCAACUCUGUUUUAGAUUGUCAGAAGGCACAGCAGAACCUUACUGGAAGGAAAUUUGCUAAUAGAGUGGUAGUGACCUCUUACUUUGAUCCAGAUAGGUACCAUCGACGUGAUUUUUAAAUUAAGAUUUUAGUUUGUCUUUUGCCACCAUUGUACACAAUAAUAUCAGACAGAGAGGAGUUAUCAAUGAGUGAUUGGACUUAAAGUAGACUCAUACUUUUAGUGCUGGAAAUAAAAUUUAAGUCAAAUCAUGCUUUGUGAAAUUUGUAAUUGUCCAUUUGCUUAUUAAAAUUAACCCAUGAAAUUGUAAUUGUAUUAAUUUCUCUGGGAAAUAAAAACACACUAAGC
Molecule: messenger RNA, 1936 nt
Organism: Macrobrachium nipponense
Lineage: Eukaryota; Metazoa; Arthropoda; Malacostraca; Decapoda; Palaemonidae
Gene: U2af50
Product: splicing factor U2AF 50 kDa subunit-like
Exons: 10
Coding region: 266-1708 (480 amino acids)
Biological process (GO): mRNA processing
Cellular component (GO): U2AF complex; commitment complex; nuclear speck
Molecular function (GO): poly-pyrimidine tract binding; pre-mRNA 3'-splice site binding
Source: RefSeq, a predicted model, not a curated record